This is a messenger RNA of Aspergillus terreus NIH2624, 615 nucleotides long. RefSeq names its product mitochondrial 54S ribosomal protein mL61. Gene Ontology annotation, cellular component: mitochondrion. The transcript is spliced from 2 exons. Gene Ontology annotation, molecular function: structural constituent of ribosome. The record is from RefSeq and is a predicted model, not a curated record. The coding region runs from base 1 to 615 and encodes 204 amino acids. Lineage: Eukaryota; Fungi; Ascomycota; Eurotiomycetes; Eurotiales; Aspergillaceae.
AUGGUGAACCUCUUCAAGCGGAUGCGGAAGCUGCAAACUCUCCUCAACAUCCGCAUCGGAACCGGUGCCGCCAUCCUCCCAACCGCCCCCUCCGCAACCAAAGACUUCCCCGCCAUCACCCGGCUGCACCUGACGUACGCGCGCAAGAUCUACGGCGGCCACCAGGGGGCGCGCCACUUCUGGCGCAACUGCCUGCCGCGGCUGAAGUACCACAACCCGUCGGUAGCGAUGAGCGUGAAGCAGACAGACGAGCAGGACGGCCCUGCGGCGCUGACGAUAUACUUCGCCGAGCAGGCCAGCAAGGCCGCGGCGCUGAACGGCUCGGCCGUGCAGGACAAGCACGCGCCCGCGCCGACGGACGCCGAAAAGACCGCCGUCGUCGACCUCAAGAACCUCGACUACAAGGAGAUCUGGAACAAGGUGGCGCUGGUGACGGGCGCGCAGGACGUCGCCGCGUCCGACGACGAGCUCAAGCAGCUCGCCCGGUUCGAGCAGAUGAAGCAGCAGUCGGAGCGGGAUCGCGCCCGUGUGCUUGGCAUUCGGCAGGCGAAGAAGGACCAGGAGCGCAUGCUGCAGGAGGCGCGCGGUGAGGUGGAGAAGUUGAAGCAGCUUUAG